AUAUUUAAGGGAAGUUAGAGUGAACGUGUGUGUGGAAAAAUAUCAAAAAAUGCACAACUUGUGGAUUGUGUUUUUGACAGCCAUCUUCUUGUCCACCAUAAUUCUUCUCUACAGAAACAGAUCUAGAAUCAGAUCAUCACCAAGCUCAUCACUUCCUCUAGGAACUCUUGGAUGGCCUCUUAUCGGCGAAACCCUAGAGUUCAUCUCUUGUGCCUACUCAGACCGCCCUGAGAGCUUCAUGGAGCGGCGGCGUCGCAUGUAUGGAAAGGUGUUCAAGUCUCACAUAUUUGGGAGCCCAACAAUAGUUUCCAUUGAUGCAGAAGUGAGUAGAUUUGUGUUGCAGAGUGAUUCAAAGGCCUUUGUGCCAUCUUACCCUAAAUCUCUCACUGAGCUGAUGGGGCAGUCCUCCAUUUUGCUCAUCAAUGGAAGCUUGCAGAGGAGAGUCCAUGGACUGAUUGGAGCCUUCUUCAAAUCCCCACAUCUCAAAGCUCAAAUCACUCAAGAAAUGGAGAGUUAUAUUCAGAAAUCAAUGGGGUCUUGGAGAGAUGAUCACCCCAUUUUCAUCCAGGAUGAAGCAAAAAAUAUUGCUUUUCAAGUCCUAGUGAAGGCACUGAUCAGUUUGAAUCCAGGUGAAGAAAUGGAGUUUCUAAGAAAACAGUUCCAGGAAUUCAUCUCAGGCCUCAUGUCCUUGCCUGUAAACAUACCCGGAACAAGGCUUUACAGAUCUUUACAGGCCAAGAAGAAAAUGGUUCAAUUAGUAGGAAAAAUCAUCCAAGAAAGGAGAAAUAUCAACCAACCCUCCAAGGUCCCCAAAGAUGUUCUGGAUGUUCUCCUCAAUGACUCAAGCCAACUACUGACCGAUACCCUCAUAUCCGAUAAUAUGAUCGAUCUGAUGAUUCCUGGAGAGGAUUCAGUACCAGUUCUCGUGACUCUCGCGAUCAAAUACCUCUCCGAUUGCCCUGCAGCCCUCCAACAACUGACGGAGGAGAACAUGAGACUGAAGAGACUAAAAGCCGAGCGGGGAGAGACGAUGACUUGGAGCGAUUACUUAUCGCUACCAUUCACGCAGACGGUGAUCACAGAAACACUAAGGUUGGGAAACGUUAUUAUAGGGGUGAUGAGGAAGGCCAUGAAGGAUGUGGAGAUAAAGGGACAUAGGAUACCAAAAGGAUGGUGCGUUUUCGCAUAUUUUCGGUCUGUCCAUCUUGAUGAAAGCCAGUAUGACUGGCCUUAUCAGUUCAACCCAUGGAGGUGGCAAGACAAAAAUAUUAGCAGUUGUAGCUUCACUCCUUUUGGUGGUGGACAAAGGCUGUGUCCAGGGCUUGACUUGGCCAGGCUGGAGGCUUCAAUCUUCCUCCACCACUUUGUUACUCAAUUCAGGUGGGUGGCUGAGGAUGAUUCAAUUGUCAACUUCCCCACAGUAAGAAUGAAGAGAAGGAUGCCUGUUUGGGUCAAAAGGAGAAGAGACUACUCUUGAAGGCUUGAACUGCCCUUGCUAGAAGAACCUUUUUUUAGGGCACAUUUUUACAAUGACGACAAAAAAAGAGAAAAAAAAAAAAAAAAACCCCACCUAAUUGAAGAGAUGAAAGCAAAAAAUGAACACCCUUUUGGGGGCAUCACAAGCUGACACAAUUAUCCUACUUCAUAGGUACUCCACAUAAAGACAAUAGAGAUAAAUAUACUUUCUUUCCAUGGGGACCCAUGAAUUAUCCCUUGAAUUAUAUACAUUUUUUGUGGGACCCAUGAAUUAUCCCUUGAAUUCUCCAUGAUUCUUCUUUGCCUCCCUUCUUUUACCAAUGUGUGUACAAAAUGUAAUAAGGGGGUUACUAUAUAUCCAGGAGAGGUAGGGGGGCCAUAGGCAAUGAUCAAUGUUCAUGGGUGAUUUUUGGGUCCCAAUAGAAAAUGCCAUUUGGGACCCAAUAGAAAAUGCCAUUUGGGAAAGGUAAAUUGUGUGGUAACCCAAUUGAAUCAAGCCCUUUUAGUUCUUGAAAAGGGUUGGUUGGGAGAUGGUGGAAUCCACAAGGCUGUCCACCAUAGAUGAGUAGUAUUGAUGCUAACUUCAAAGUAUUUGUGGGGACUCAUUGUGGGUUGUUCAUGUACAUUCUUGUUUUUUGAAUCAACAAGAUUGGAUUCGAUUC
This is a messenger RNA of Vitis vinifera (wine grape), 2138 nucleotides long. RefSeq names its product cytochrome P450 90D2. Gene Ontology annotation, biological process: brassinosteroid biosynthetic process; brassinosteroid homeostasis; multicellular organism development. Bases 50 to 1477 code for a protein of 475 amino acids. NCBI's taxonomy places the organism in Eukaryota, Viridiplantae, Streptophyta, Magnoliopsida, Vitales, Vitaceae. The record is from RefSeq and is a predicted model, not a curated record. Gene Ontology annotation, molecular function: oxidoreductase activity, acting on paired donors, with incorporation or reduction of molecular oxygen, NAD(P)H as one donor, and incorporation of one atom of oxygen; heme binding; iron ion binding. The transcript has 8 exons.